CGUGACUGAGCAACCGGUUACAAGGAAACGUCCUCACAAAUAUCUCUGUUUUAAUCGUCAUAACGCUAAACGCAUUUCAGCGGCGUCUCAUCUCAUGUUCUGUUAAAGAUGGGUGAUCGGUGAACUGUUGUGACAGUUAACUGGGCGGGAGUGGAGGAUGUUGGAGGCGGAGAAGCGGCUGCCCGGAGCCUCCAUGGAGGUGAUGGUGGUCCCGGAGAACCAGCGCUGCGGCGCCGUGGGAGACAUCCAGAAGGCCGAGCUGAGCCCGGGGGGCUCCCUGCUGGCCUGUCUGCGGCUGGGGGGCCGGCUGGAGGCCUGGGCCCCCGCAGACAGAGACAACCCUGCAGCAGCAGCACAGGGAACAUUUGUGGAUUUCUGCUGGGAGGAAGUGGGCCCCCACCCUCCAGCCGUGGGCAGGUUUGGUCUCCUGGCCGUCAGAGCUGAGGGGAACCUGCAGCUGCUGGAGGCGGCUGCAGGUUCUCUGGGCUUCUCUCUGCUCUGUGUGUCCGAGACUCCUGCAGACCAGCUGAUCCACGCGGUCCAAGACCGGGACCAGAGUGUGUCUGAGCUGCGCUCGGUGCAGGUCUUGUCGUUUGUGGCGGGUUGCUGCGUGGUCCUGCUGAACGGAGAGUGGGUGCUGCAGCUGCGCUGGCUGCAGAACGACCACCAACCACGGACCACCUCCGUCUGCAGGCUCCAGCUGAGCGGGGACAAGCCUGCUGUUCACCACUGUGUUUCUGCAGAAACCCUCUUUGUCAUGAGGGACACUGGACUCAUCUCUGUGCACCAUCUCUCCGACGGCUCUCUGCUGGCCACCAUCGACCUGCCUGCGUACCUGAACUCCUCAGAGGACGACCUGACUCCCUGCCCCGUGUCUACCUCUCUGCCCUUCUGCACAGUCCAGGUGUCUGCUGAUCUGAGCACAGCCGUGGCUGUAACCCAGUGCCACAUGGCUGUGGCCGUGGACCUGAAUCACUACUUCAGCGUGUAUCCUGAGCACCUGUGCGGGGCCGCCCCCCCGCCUCACCCCUCUCUGCGGGGCGUGGACGCAGCAGACCAGGACAGCCUGUCCAGCUCCGUCUGCAGCCUCACCGCUGUGGAAUCAGGCUUCAGGGAGGACUGUUCGUGGGAAGCUCGUUUGGCCUCCAUCUACAGCAGAGUGCAACAGACUUCUCCGUCAUCCUCUCCCACCACUCCCAGCAGCUUCUGGGGCUCGUCGCUCCCUCACCUCCAGUCCCACGUGGCUCCGGCGUCGGCCCACACCAGACGGCCCCCUGGCGGAGCCUUCGUAGUGUUCUCCGUCCCUGAAUCGUCUGCUGCGUCCCUGCUCACGGUCUCUGAGUUCUCUGCCCUCGUGACCUUCGUCACCCCUGGAAACAGGCAGACCACAGUGGCCUUAUGGGAAAUGGAGUCCGGGAGCGUGAGCUAUCACCAGGCGGAGGGAGAGGCCGCCGCGCUUCUCAUGUGUGGAGAGAGACACCACCGACUGCUGCUGAAGAAGGCUGGAAUCGUGCAGGUCUUGUUCUCCGUGUCCCAGCAGGAUCUGCUCAGCAGGCUGAUGUUGUUUGGCAGCGCAGCCACCGUGGAUGCCGUCUGUCACCUGAACGGCUGGGGCCACUGCUCCAUCCCCAUCCACUCCCUGCAGGCAGGGCUGAAGAACCGUCAGCUCGACACAGUCGACUUCUACUUGAAGAGCAAAGAAAACGUCCUGAUCCCGUCACUGACGUUCAGCGGUGCCGAUCAGCCGUCAGACUCCACGCUGGCCGACGGAGUGGAGGACUUGUGUCCUGCGCUGGACUUGUUGUGUUCGGCCGUGCGAGAGUCCAGCUGUGACGCUCAGAGCCGGCAGUUCUCCGAGCAGCUGCUCAACAUCACCGUGUCCUUCCUCAACACUCAGCUCCGCUCGCUGCUGUCCAGCCCACACGACGAGCACCCGGACGUGCACACCUGCGUUAGUGUUUUGGAGCGGUACGUCACAGACCUGAGGAGCUACAUGAAGAACUUCCCCUGGUGCCCCGCCGGCCACUCCUCUCCCGCUGGAGCCGGGAAAGUUCAGGACGACGACUGGCAGCAACUCUCACCACAGGAAGUGGUGAAGCGGUCCAUCCUGACCAGUCAGAUCCCCAGAGCUCAGGCCAUGCUGCGGAAGAGGAGUCUGCCCGGGCACCGCCUGGCAGACCUGAGGACGGAGGGGCUGCGUCUCGUCUUCUCCUGCCUGCAGGGCAGAGACCUGCAGACUGCCAGCACGCUCCUCAGCAACAUGGGUCUGAAUGUGAAGAAGCAGCUUCACAGCAUAUGCCUCUACACCAAUGACAAGGAACUCAGGGAACUAAUGGUGGAGGAACUGUCGGAUCGGAGCUCCUUCUCAGAGGAGGAGAUGCAGAGUGUUGUGUUCAUCAGGGAGAUGGAAGAGCUCGGGUUAUUGCCAGCCUUCCGCGGCCCAACUCCCACCUCUCCACUAAGGUUUGUUCUGAUGGUUCCGAAGGAGGUGGAGGGCGAGGGGCUUCUCAAGGAGAUCCUGGACCAGAGCAGGCCCGCGGACGGGGGGGGACUGUGGAGGAACGUCUGCCUGGACUGGGUCAGGAACUGGGACGGGAGCAGCCGGACAGCCGUUCUCCUGUCCAGACACCAGCCACUGGCAGAAGUGAGCGGCGUGGAUCCUGCGGUGCUGUGGCGUUACCUCACAGCCCUCCAUCACCUUCCCUGGGUGGUGGACUGGAUUGGGAAUAAGGAAAGCUGCUCACGCUGGCCGGAGAUGACCCCGGAACUGGUCAACGACAACACGGUGUGCAGCUCCCCCAUGAAGGAGAACAUCCUGGACCUGCUGGCCAGGACCGGUGUGUUCGUCCCGGAGGAGCGUUCCGACCUGGAGCAGCUGUUCUGGAGACUGGCCCAGGGCGGGGGCCUGCUGGCCCCCUCCCCUCCCGUCCCUCAGUACCGCUCCCUGCUGGGCCUGGACCUGCACAGCGCCGUCAUCCUGUUCUGUCUGGAGCACGACCUGCAGUACCUGCUCUACUCUUACCUGGGCCAUUACAGACUCACUCCCAGAAACUGCCGUCUCCUGACUCAUCCCAACCCGUCUGCAAGCCGGCCCUGGUUUGAGAUGCUGGUGAAGAUCCAGGAGAUAACCAGAGACCUGUCAGAUCCAGGUCUGGUGUUUCAGGCCUCUUUAACCAUGGCUCAGGUGCUGUUGCCGGGCAACCAGGCGUCUCUGAACAGCCUGCUGUUAGAGGGCCACAGUCUGCUGGCCCUGGCCGCCCUCAUGUUUGCUCCCGGAGGGAUCGAUCAGGUGAUGGUGAAGGGAGGGAGGUCGGAGGGGACAGUCGACCCUCAGCUCCUGAAGAUGGCGCUGGCUCCUCACCCCAAACUGAAGGCUGCCCUGUUCCCGGCAGGUCCUUGUGGACCUGGUCCAUCUUCUGACAUCUCCAUCUAUCACCUCCUUCAGUCUCUCCAUCCAUUGGACCCAUCCAGGCUUUUUGGCUGGCAGACGGCGAACACCGUAAACUCCACGGAAACAUCAGAGCUGCUCCAUUUCUGCAGCCCUCAUCUGGUCAGUAAGUUCGCUCUGGUGGAGAACCUGGACUUCCUUUACUACAUCCGUCAUGGCAGACCGUCUUUUGCAUUUGGCAACUUCCUGCUCCAGCAGCUCGGCAGCUGCAGCGAUGUGAAGCUGAUACUGCAGCGGGCUUGGCAGCAGCUCUACCGGCUCGUGCUGCAGUGCUUUAAUGAGCCGUCGGUGAUGUCGGCAGCCGUUUGUUUCUGUGAGCUGCUGGGACUCAGCAGCCUGAAGCUGAGAGUCCACGUCAGAGCCAUGAACUCCAUCCUGCAGCACUGGAACCAGGACAAUACGCACGGUCCAGCACAGAACCUGCGUUCACUGGUGUGUAAAGGGCUGAAGCUGGUGGAGGCGGAGCCGGGAGCAGCAGAAGAGCUCAUUGGUUACCUGGAAGCUGCAGUGACGGACAGUCUGGAGCAGAGGGGCGUCAGCAGGUGGUCUUAUGAAGCGGCUCAGGAGUGGGCCUUACCUGUUCAGUUCUGUCAGCUCCACAGUCUGAAGCUCAGCUCCGUCUAUCCGCUCCACUGUGCACAAGACGGACAGCUCAUCCACUUUUUAUUGUUUGUCCAACUGCAUAACUUCCCACCUCAGCAGGUGAGGUCCCUGGUGUCUGAGUUUGGCCCCACCCUGCAGGCCCACCUGACCCUGGCCCUCCAGGACCUGCAGGUGUACAGCCAGAGGAGUGGUCACGAGGGCCAGGACCAGCGGGGUGGUUCCCCCGGGGGCCUGGAGCCCCCCAGGGAGCUGUUCCUGGUCCUCCUGCAGAGCCAGCAGGAGCCGGUCCCCUGCAGGUACCUGCUCCACCAGGCCCUGGUUCAGCGCUGCCCGGUCCUGGCUAUCCUGGCCGCCUGUUUACAGGGCUCGGAGCCGCUGUGCUGCCUGUGCGUGUGGGUGUUGACGGCCGUGGAUGAAGCCACGGCCACAGAGGCCACGGCCCACCUGGCUGAAGCCCCCCAGCACCACCACUGGACCCUGCACGACCUGGCCCUCAUCUGGAGGACGCUGCUGGGCCGGGGCCACGUCAGACCCCUCCUGCAAGGCUUUCAGCUCUUCCACAGGGAUUCUCCUCUGCUACUCGUCUUGACCAUGUUUGAGUUGUGUUGCGACUACAGGAAGUUCUCAGAGGCUAAGUCAAAACUGCUGGACUUUCAGAAGAUGCUCAUCACUCUGAGGAACGGAGGCCCGGCGCCGUCGGGGGGUCCCCCGCUGCAGUGGGUGGAGAGCCAGGCGUCGGUGCUGCUCCUCACCAUGCUGCAGCGCUGCUCCUCCCAGUACGACCUCCACCGGCUGCUCCUUCUGUUGGCCGACGUCGACAAACUCCUCAAAUCCAACGGUCCAGACUUCAGGAAGCUGAGUCAGCUCAGUCAGCUGCUGCAGGGAUCGGGGGUCCGUCUGCCUCCCAGGCUUCUGCAGUGCACUUCCACCUCCAUCCAGCAGGAGGAGCUACAGCUGACAGUGGACGCUCUGCAGGCUAGAGGGCGCUACGCUCAGGCCAGGCAGGUGGCCCUGCUGGCCGGGCUGCCGGUCCACCGCCUUCUCCUCAGCCAGCUCUCUCAAGAGGUCUCCUCCCAGAAGGCCAAGCGGCAGUGGAGGAACCUGGAGAAGCGUGUGUCCUUCUGGAAGAGGUGCCACCGGCAGCUGGAGGAGGACGGCACCGAUCCACAGUCGGCUGCCGGAUUCUUCCUGUCCCACGCCGAGCCCAGAACCAACGACCAGGCUCAGACGGAGGUGCUGGACGUCCAGGAGCGCAUCCUGCUGCUUCUGCUCGGAGCUUGCUGGCUCUCCCUGCUCAGCCCGGCUCCCUUGGACCAGAUUGAAAACCUGGAGAAAGAACUCUGGCUCUGCCAGGUCCGUCAGCAGCUCCUCACCACUGCCAUUGAGAAAGAGAGUGUGUUUAACCUGCCGCCGCCGGCCCACUCGCCUGACGGGAACUCGUACGUGGAGUUCCUGAAGGAGUUCUCCUUCUCUAACAUAGCAGAGCUGAACAAGGAAGCGUGUCUCCGUCUGGACGGGAUCCCCGGUCCCUCGGAGGAGCUGGACGUGGACGCUGAGCUGAACCCCGAGGAGAAGAGGGUUCUGUUUUCACUCGUAGGUCACUUACUAGAUGACGGCAGCAUCUACGAAGCCAGUCGGGUGUGUCGGUACUUUUCCCUGCGACACCCGGAGAUGUGGAUGGUGCUGCGCUGCCACGGCCUGGCCAGCGGAACGCUGAGCCCGGAGCAACCGGAGCAGCCGGACGCAGACACGGACGCUCCUGCAGGGAGGAGCAUCAUCAGCUCGACAUCUUUCAGCAGCUUGUCCUCAUUUGUCAUGCUGCCCCUCCCUGAAGACGCAAUCUCUGUCCAGCUACAGAAAAUAGUGGACCAGUGUCAUCAUGGUAAUAACUACUGCAAACAGAUCCUCAGCCUCUACCAGCUCUCCAAGGAGCUGCAGUGUUCCUUCCUCCAGGUCUGCGGGGAGGAGCAUCACCUGGUGCUGCAGAAGCUGCUGCUGUCGGACCAGCCGGAGCGCUUCAGGAAGGCCCGGGCCUUCAUCAGAGCCCAGGCUCUGUCUCCAGACUCCGUGGCCGAGCUGGUGUCCUCCGCCGUGGUCCAGGGUCUGCUGGCGUCCAGCCCGGACCUCCAGCCCGCCGAGAAGCAGCUGUUCCGGCCGUCUGAGGGCCGGGACUCGCUGCUGCAGCUCGUCAGACUGUGUGAUGACCCGAGUCUGGUCGGUCUGAAGCUGAUGGAGAACCUCAACUCUGUUCCUCUGAGAGACCUCAGCUGCAUUGUGGAGCUUCUCAUCGUGGCUCACGACUGUUUCAGUCUGACCUGUAACAUGGAGGGGAUUGUACGGGUUCUUCAAGCGGCUCGUCACCUCAGCCACGCCUACCUGGCUCCAGGAGAGCACCACAGCCUGCUGGUGCGUCUGCUUACAGGUAUCGGCAGAUACAAUGAGAUGACGUACAUCUUUGACCUCCUGCAUCAGAACCACUGCUUUGAGAUGCUGCUGAGGAAAAAGGUUGAUGUAAACAGAGGACAGAGUUCCAGUCUGAAGACGGCGCUGCUGGAUUACAUCAAGCGCUGCCUUCCUGCAGACAGCGAGAAACACAACAUGGUAGCGCUUUGUUUCAGCAUGAGGAGGGAGAUCGGAGAGAACCACGAGAUCGCCGCCAGGACGCAGCUGAAGAUGAUCGAAUCUCAGGCCUGGGUGGUGACUCCUGAGCUGAAGACUUCUCUGGUGAAAGUUCUGGCGCUGUUGAAGGACGCGGCGGAGAGUUUCUCCAAGGACUCGUGUGUGCGUCAGGCCAGUCACUGCGUCCGCAUGGCCAAGCUGGUGUCUCUGCAGCUGCACCUGCUGAACCAGAGCUCGGAGCUGCGCGUCAUCAACCUGAAACCUGCAGAGCUGCUGAACGCCGUCGUGGCGCUGCCGCGCUGCUACCAGGUGCUGGUGGUGUGCGAGGCGUACGGCUACAGUCCAGACUGGGCUGAGAUCCUGUACCAGCGCGUCGUCCUGAAGGGAGACUUCCUUUACCUGGAGGAGCUGAAGCGCCACCGCCCACUCACCUGCACCCUCUUUGAGGACAUUUUCAAAAAGCUGGACGGCCCCUCCGGAAGUGUCACGGCCAACGUGAAGCGCCUGCUCACCCACUGCGAGGACGUGUACGGCCGCUACAAGCUGGCCUACCAGCAGAACCUGUACGACGUGACCAAGACGCUCCUGCAGGACCCCCAGACCUCCAACUACCUGAACGACAGACUGUCCAGCUGACCCACGUCCUGACCCAGCCAAGAGGAGGUGCACUGAUGGUUGAUGUCUUUGUGGGGCAGCUGAAGACUCGUCAUGAUGCAUUCAGGUUUUCUCCAGUUGCUAUGGAAACCCCAGAUGUAACAGAGGUUGCCCACACAUCACAGUGGCUGCUCUGCCUUCCCGUCGGCGCCGGGCUGCUCGUCUUCCUCCCGCUGCCUCCGUCUGUUGAAGAAGCCAAUCUGACGAGACAACAGACAGCGUCAUGCUCUGGUAUCAGUCAGUUCAAUCUGAUGAGAUAAUCCACUGCAGAAAAAGAACACGCACUUUGAAAAGAAAAACAGUGAUUCUGACAUUUUAAUUUGACUUUAAUUUCUUUGCAAAAAGUCUGAAUAAUAAAGUAUUUAAUACUGAU
Messenger RNA from Cololabis saira (Pacific saury), 7697 nucleotides. RefSeq names its product SPG11 vesicle trafficking associated, spatacsin (gene spg11). The record is from RefSeq and is a predicted model, not a curated record. The transcript has 40 exons. Gene Ontology annotation, biological process: axo-dendritic transport; chemical synaptic transmission; axon extension. Gene Ontology annotation, cellular component: axon; dendrite; cytoplasm. Lineage: Eukaryota; Metazoa; Chordata; Actinopteri; Beloniformes; Belonidae. Bases 158 to 7306 code for a protein of 2382 amino acids.